Molecule: messenger RNA, 942 nt
Organism: Fukomys damarensis (Damara mole-rat)
Lineage: Eukaryota; Metazoa; Chordata; Mammalia; Rodentia; Bathyergidae
Product: olfactory receptor 2G3
Exons: 1
Coding region: 1-942 (313 amino acids)
Biological process (GO): G protein-coupled receptor signaling pathway
Cellular component (GO): membrane
Molecular function (GO): olfactory receptor activity; G protein-coupled receptor activity
Source: RefSeq, a predicted model, not a curated record
AUGCAGAUCAUUAAUGAGACUGUAGGAGGUGAUUUUAUACUGGUGGGCUUCUCUGAUCAGCCACAGCUUGAGAAGAUCCUCUUCGUGGGUGUGCUGAUCUCCUACUUCCUGACAUUGGUGGGCAACACAGCCAUCAUCCUGGUCUCCUGUCUGGACUCCAUGCUUCAUACACCCAUGUACUAUUUUCUCACCAAUCUCUCCUUGGUUGACCUCUGCUUUACCACCAGCAUUGUUCCCCAGCUGCUGUGGAACCUUCAUGGUCCAGCCAAGACCAUUACUGCUGUGGGCUGUGCCAUUCAGCUAUACGUGUCUCUGGCUCUGGGAUCCACUGAAUGUGUUCUCCUGGCUGUCAUGGCAUUUGACCGCUAUGCAGCUGUUUGCUGGCCACUCCAUUACACCACAGUUAUGCACUCACGACUUUGCUGGUCCCUUGCAGGAAUGGCAUGGUUGAGUGGAGUGGGCAACACCUUGAUUCAGGGCACCAUUACCCUUCAGCUGCCCCGCUGUGGGAACCACAGAAUUUACCACUUCAUCUGUGAAGUUCCUGCCAUGAUCAAGCUGGCCUGUGUGGACGUGCAUGCCAAUGAGGUCCAGCUCUUCCUGGCUUCUUUGGUGCUGCUCCUCCUCCCCCUGGCCCUCAUCCUGAUCUCCUAUGGGUACAUUGUCCAAGCAGUGGCAAGGGUCAGGUCAGUGCAAGCCUGGCGUAAAGUGCUUGGAACGUGUGGGUCCCACCUGUUGGUGGUGUCUCUCUUCUAUGGCACCAUCACAGCUGUGUACAUCCAGCCCAACAGCUCCUAUGCAUACAGUGAAGGGAAGUUCAUCACCCUUCUGUACACUGUGGUGACACCUACUCUCAACCCCCUCAUUUACACUCUGAGAAACAAAGAUGUGCAGGGAGCUUUGAGGAGGCUGGUUAGUAAACACGGCAGCAUAGGACCUUGA